AUGAGUGACGAUGAGUUAGAAAUGGAUAUCGACAGUGAAGAUGAGAGUGUCGACGGUGGACCAUCCGAUGGUCGAAAUGGUAACCUAGUGUUCCAUUCACAAGCCGAACGAAGAGCUCAUCACAACGCCUUGGAACGAAAACGACGAGACCAUAUCAAAGACAGUUUUAGUGGUCUCCGUGACGUUGUACCUUCGCUAAAGGGCGAAAAGUCAUCACGAGCCCAAAUCCUAAAGAAGGCCUCUGAAUUCAUCGCCUUCAUGCGCGCGAGCAACGCGACCCAUCAAAGCGAUAUCGAAGAUCUGAAGCGGCAAAAUGCGGAAUUGGAGCUUCAAAUCACCGCCAUGGAGAAAAUGAAAGCGGAACGGAAUCGUAUGGAAGCGAGAGAAGCGUUGAGAGGGAAACAUUCGGGUUCAACUGCGUGA
Notodromas monacha is the source of this 423-nucleotide messenger RNA. The record is from the annotation of a GenBank genome assembly. NCBI's taxonomy places the organism in Eukaryota, Metazoa, Arthropoda, Ostracoda, Podocopida, Cyprididae.